Pelodiscus sinensis (Chinese soft-shelled turtle) is the source of this 2941-nucleotide messenger RNA. Lineage: Eukaryota; Metazoa; Chordata; Testudines; Trionychidae. The record is from RefSeq and is a predicted model, not a curated record.
AGGGUGGAGGUCAGGCCAGGGGGUGCAGCGCUCCUCAGCACCCUAAUGUAGAGCGCACUGUGCCAUCCAUCUUCCUCCCCCAUGGAAAUAACUGAAGUAGCUGCGAUCUGCCAGGGGUACUUUCACUGUGGCUGUCCAGUGUGUGCUGGACACUCUGUUACAGUGAGACCCUGUUAUCUCACUGGCCUGACACUCUGCUUUCUAUUCUGUUCUAAUUCAUCAGUACAUUGCCUGUUUUCUGCUUCUUACUGCCUUUUGUAAGGUGUCUCCAAAUGGGACAUCCGGGAGAAGAUCUGGGAUUAUAUGGAAGCAAAUAACCUGGCAGAUUUCCCAAGACCAGUGCAUCACCGGAUCCCCAAUUUCAAGGGUGCGUCGCAGGCCGCAACAGGGCUCCCCGAUUUACAGGCGUUCAAAACUGCCAAGACCAUUAAAGUAAACCCUGAUGCUCCCCAGAGGACUGCUCGCUUUCUCACGCUGGAAGCAAGGAAAACUUUGCUGGUUCCAACACCGCGACUGAGAACUGGGCUGUUUAAUAAAAUUGUCCCACCACCAGGAGCAACUAAAGAGAUCUUGAGAAUAUGUUCAACUUCUCAAGGGGUAAAGGAUUACAGUGUGCCUAUAGGUCUGGAUGCAAAAGUCCAAGUGGACCUGGUUGUUGUAGGAUCGGUGGCUGUUUCUGAAAAAGGUUGGAGAAUUGGGAAAGGGGAAGGCUUUGCCGAUAUGGAAUAUGCAAUGAUGGUGUCAAUGGGAGCAGUCCAAGAGGCCACACCGGUGGUUACUGUUGUGCAUGACUGUCAGGUGGUUGACAUAGCAGAAGACCUGCUUGAUGACCAUGAUUUAACUGUGGAUUACAUCCUUACCCCAACGAGGACUAUUAAAACAGGCUGUAAACGACCAAAACCACAAGGAAUAAUGUGGCAUAAGAUUAGCUACGAAAUGCUGGGAAAAAUCCCCAUCCUAAAGAAUCUUCGCUACAGGGAGAGACAGGCAGGCAAUGAUGUUACCCUGAAAGACGAACAUCCAGACUUUCCAAACGCCAGGAAACCAGCGGACUCGGAGGAAAACGCAAAGACUGGAAAUAUAAAACUGCCAGCUGAGUCCGCCGCUGCCCAAAUUGGACAUUGUCAUGUUGGAAAUGAUCCUUUAAGCACCAAAUCAGACCCACAUGGUGCACCCGCCACUGUCUAUGUAGGUAAUCUACCUCCAGGCACACGAGUGAGUGAGUUAAAAAGUGCUUUAAAAGAAUUCCAGGCAGUCCCCUUGCGGCUCACUUGGCAGGGAGCACAGCACAGGGCUUUUCUUGAUUACCCGAAUAAAAUGACUGCUGAGAAUGUCCUAUCCUCUUUGAAAGGCUUAAGCCUCAGGGGUCAUACUUUGCGAGUUGAGAUGGCCAAGAACCAGAGACGCAAAGGGCAAGUUGCAAUCAAUGGACAGAGAAACAAAUAUGAAUAGAAACAAGAGGCCUAUCUCCAUUGCUCUGCAAGAAUCCAACCUCCUUUUUUAGGAUCUCCACGCAGCCUUUAAUUUUGUGCCAAGGAGCAGAUUUUGAAAGCCAGUGGAAGUGGCAGCGGGGGGCUGGCCCCUUUGCACGAAGCUGCUGACGCCCAGCUUGCAUUGGUUAGAAGCUGGUAGCCCACGGGACUGGAGCAGCCUCCGCCCGCAACAUGGGGCCCACUCCAGACCAGCCGUGGCAGGUUGGAAGGCCCUCCCUUUCCCCCUCCCCCGCCGCCCACCUCCGCCCUGCCUCCGUUUAGUCACUCGACCAAUUAAACUUAAUGUUUAACUGAUUUACUAACUAUAUGGUAUUUUACAUCAGUAGUUUCUACAAAUGUUCAUGCAAAUCAAGUAUUUGCAUAUGCAGAUGAAAAAUUGGAUCUUUCUUUCUCACACCAUUACUCGAUUGAUGUGUUCAGUUGUCGGUAGCUGUGGAGCACUAGAUGUGUGUGUCUAUGUGUAUAUAAUGUCACACCCAUUCAUUUGCAAACACGAAUGUGUUGUUUGAAACGCUACUCGAAAGUAUCUGUGUGCCCACAAUUCUAGCCAGAAGCCUAUAUUCUGUCAUUGGUGCUGGCAUUGAAUUGCACCUGUGCACACACCUUUGGAAGUGAGCUUUUGAAAAUGUAGUCUGUGGGAUGCAACACUUACCAGACAGGACCAGAUCCUGUGAGAUGCUAAGGAGAGUUGGCUAGGAAAAUUCUCCUCACCCCUCGAAACUGAAAUUAUUCCACUUUUUAAAGAAUAUCUACAUUAUAUAAAUGUUUGGGUUUUUGUGGUUUGCAACAUAAUUUGGUGACCAACGGAGGGGAAAAAUUACAGAAUUUUUGGUUGAAAAGCAAUUUUUCAAUGUCAUUUGGUGGCUUAUGAUUUGGAGAGAGGAGGUGUUUGUUUUGUUUUGUUUUAAUUUUUAACCCUACAUCAUGUGGAACAUCCUCAGUACCUGUUCACUUCAGCUGAAACUGACAGGUCUCUUAAGUCUCUCUAAAUGUUGUGAAUUUUAUUCCUGGCUGGAAGAUAAAACAAAUAUCAGUUUUCUUUCUGACUCUUUGAGGUGCCUUUUUCACAGUUAGAAUGUCAUAGAAUUAUUUUCAAGAUUGUGAGCCCAAUUCUCUUCUGCUGGUGUAAAUCAAGCACAACUCUAUUGAUCUGAGUAGAGGUAUGUUACUGUAAAACUGAUGUAAGGGAAAGAAGAUUCAGGGACUCUGCUGGUGGCAACUGGUUAGGCAUAAAGUUAUUUGAAAAGUUACUAAGGCAUCAGCACUGUCUGUUCAUUCUGUGCCUUCUUAUUACCAAUACAGCACUGCACUCUUCCUUUGACCCAUGAUGCCAGAUACUGAUACGGGUUUGAGUACAGAGUGCUACAGGAAAAUUUAUUGACAGGGAGGUGCCAGCUUCUAUGUGCAUACACACAUGUAUUUACAGAAUAAAAGAGAAUGGAGAUUUA